Messenger RNA from Calypte anna (Anna's hummingbird), 3656 nucleotides. It is a transcript of the gene FAM107B, whose product is annotated as family with sequence similarity 107 member B. Lineage: Eukaryota; Metazoa; Chordata; Aves; Apodiformes; Trochilidae. The coding region runs from base 264 to 662 and encodes 132 amino acids. The transcript is spliced from 4 exons. The record is from RefSeq and is a predicted model, not a curated record.
GGCCCGCCCCGCCGCUCCCCUCAGGCGAGGCCGGGCCGGCUCCGCUCGUGUGGCGGGGCCAGGCAAGCAGUCCCUUAGUCAGUCAGGCAGUGACCGGGGUGCUGCCGGCUUCCCUCUUUCCCUCCUUCCAUCCUUCCCGCCGAGCGCUUUGGGCUUUCCCUCCCCUUGUUCCCCGCGCUGCCGGGCGGGGAGAGCCGCCCCGCCGAGAUACUGUGAAUAAGGACACUGAACCCAAAGAUCCAUAUCUCAUUCCAAGAAAGAUUAUGGCUGAACCAGACUACAUAGACGAUGACAAUCCUGAAUUAAUUAGACCUCAGAAAUUAAUUAAUCCUGUGAAAUCAUCCCGGAAUCAUCAAGAUCUCCAUAGAGAACUACUUAUGAAUCAGAAAAGGGGUCUUGCACCUCAGAACAAACCAGAGCUACAGAAGGUGAUGGAGAAAAGGAAACGAGAUCAAGUAAUUAAACAACAAAAAGAAGAGGAAGCACAAAAGAAGAAAUCAGACCUAGAAAUAGAGCUACUGAAACGGCAGCAGAAACUGGAGCAGCUGGAACUGGAGCAACAGAAGAUACAGGAAGAACAGGAAAAUGAACCUGAAUUUGUCAAAGUCAAGGGCAACUUGAGGAGGACGGUCCAGGAAGCAACAGAAGCACCAGACUCCUAGAGUCAGUACCUGCUAAGACUUCCAGCUUUCCUGCAGAGAGAGGCUUUUGCAAGUUGUCUCAGAUUUUCCCUCAAGAGGGAAAAUAACAGCAUCCAGCUGAAGAUCACAUUUUAAAUUCCUGGGAUGUGUGGAUUCAAAAGACAGAACCAUAAAGAGAUCGACUUGCCAAAUGCUGUCCUGAGAUCAAUGGUUAAGGAGUCUGUCUGUCAGUUCAGUGUCAUGGACCAGUCUGAUGUGCUUACUCAGAGAUUUUAACCAGGGAUACUACAGAAACUCCUUCAGUGUUGCACUGCUUUAUCUCUUGUGAUUCUAGUUUAGUAGAGAUAAGUAGAUUAUAUUUUGCUUUAAACCAGAACAAAAAUCCUCCUGUGAUAUCUUACGAAGCUUUGCUGUGCAGGUAAAUUUCCUUCAUCUAGACCUACAGCCUGUGUAUAUCCCACAGUAAUUUGUGUUGGACUCUUUAUCAAAUCUGGGAGGAUAGAAAAUUUGUUGAUCACUGCUGCCCAUCCCACUGGGAUAGGCAGGUGUGGGCAAACUGAAAAUGCUUAAAUUUCACCAGCAGUGAACAGUUGAGCAGCCUUAAUUCCUAGUUAAUUCUACCUGCUUAGCAUGUAGAAUUUGGGCUAUGGAAAGAGUUGAAAUCUGAUGAUCCUUUUACCAGGGAGCUUCCAGAAUCUGAUUUAUCUCUGUCCCUGAACUUACACUGUUGUGUACAGACCUGUGCAGUGCUACCUGUGAAUCUACUUUUCAAUGCAAGAGUACCUGUCUUCUACUUUUUGUAUUUUGAAAUCUUACUUUGCUGUUGUGGCCUUUUUCCUCCAAGGACAUGCUCAUAUGAGUACAGUGUUAACACAAUAAUUUGUAGUGUUUAAACUCAUGUGCUGGGACUAAAAUCAGGAAUCUGAUCAGCCAUCAAUUCCUGCUCUUUGCUUGCAGGAACUUGUUGCAGUAUUUAAAUCAGGCCAAACUGUUAAUAGGAAUCUACUGAAAUGGAAUUUUUUUUAAUAAAAUGAAAUUAAUUUUAUCCCAGCCUUCUUUUAGCCUCAAGAAAGGAGGGGAGUGUGUUACCACUGAGUCUCAGGGUCCAAUUCUGUCACAUUUCUGCCUUUCCACAAGUUGCCCCAAUGACAUUAAAUAAAAUCUUGCUCAGCUUGCAUAGGGGUGGCAGAAUCUGAUCCUUCAUGCUUAUGACUACUAGUUACCCAGGAAAGCCUGGGAUGAGAGGGGGGAACAGAUGACUCAUGUAGGAUUAUAGAUUUGGAUUCUUGGUGUGAAUAGGUGCAGAUAUCUUCAGAACCUGGGGGGGAAAGCCUCAUCUUCCUUGGUCAGCACAGUCCUAGCUCUCACUGCAGACAUUCAUCUCUCUCAGCUGAGGAUCUAACCCUAGUCUUUGCCUUAGGAUGCUAAACAAAAGAAUUUCUACUUUGUAAUUAUUUUGGACAUAGGGGUUUGAGAACACUUUUUACUAAUAUCCACAGUGGUGUGUUUGUGUUCUAAUGAUGGUGGGGGAGGGUUUGCUGGGGAUGUUUUUUUGCCUUUCCUGUAAGUAUUGGACUUCUAAAAUACAGUUUCAGCGUAGCGCUUGGGACAAAAUGCUCACAAUUACAAAUGUUUCCUAGAUACAGACUUCAGUUUGUCAAGAUCCAGGCAUUUUUUAUGAGAACAUAAUCAGAUUGAGAGUAAAUUGAAUUGCAAUAAGUGUAUUGCCAUUGAUUUAGACUUGCAGUGUGACUCACGUCUAGAAGAUUAAAUGUGAAGAUGGUCUACCAGACUGUUCAGAUUAUGGACAUACUGUAGACAAAGGCCAAAUGUAAGACUCUUCCAUUUAUUUUCUCAAAAAAGGGACAACCUGAGUGCUGCAGGUUCUUCCUCCUUCCUUUCUACUGGAAGAUCUUCCUUUCUGGCAGCACAUUAUUCAAACACUUGCACUGUGUUUGUUUCACGUUGUUGAGACAGCAUCAUACAUGAGCCUUCUACACCACACUCAUGUUUUAUCUCAGUGGCCUCCAGCCUACCAAACUUUGUUCCUCCUGGUUUCCUCUCCACAGCUAGCAUUCUGCUCACCAUGGAAAUGCCUAGAAGCUGGUGAAGAAACCCUCCCCAGGCUUGAGCAAACCAUUUCUUUUCAGCCAUUUCCCUUCUGUGAGCAUGUCAAUCCUACCAUGCAUGCUCAGUGAAAUGAAGAAGUUGGUGUCAUCCAGAUGGCACUGGAGCUGGUGAGGGAUGAGGACUGCUCUUUGGCUUCAGUGAGUGUGUUGAAUUGGGCCCUUCAAGGCUGAAGGCAUUCUGUGUUCUCUCCAUGUUUGUGAUUCAGGGGUUUCUCUUUCUGAAUCACAGGAGGUCAGAAAACUCCCUUGUACAUACAGCAUGAAGUAGUUUUUUGUUUUCAGUUGGAAUUCAUUCUCUGUGUGAACAUAACAUCAAUAUGUGUGUCAGAAAAUCUUUCAGUUCUGCUGGCCCUUUAGUCUAGGAAUCCCAGCCACCUUCAUAUUGAUUUAAGAGGCAAAAGCUUGUCUUUAAAGUAAGGAUUGGUCUGCAAUGUGUAACCCUUAAAUGUGUGGUCAGCUGGUCACACCACAAGUGUCUUGUGUGGCUACUCAAGUAAGAAACUGCUUGCCAGUGAGCAUAAGUGAAUCCUGAUCUGUCCUUCAGCUAGCUGGGUUUUGAAGCAGUCUGGCAAAUACUUCAGUGAUUUGAAAAUGGCUCACUUACCACUUUGUACUUUUUAAAAACUCUUACUUUUGAUAGUAUAGUAGUAAUUUUUUAAGCAUUUUUGUGGCUUUAGCCUUCUGUUAAUAUCUGCACUUGUUGGAGUGUACAUAUAUAAAUAUAUAUAAAUAUUAAAAGGGAGCCUUAAUGGAUUUGUUUUCAUAAUUUAAUAUUUUUUGUAUUUGCUCUUGUAUAAUUGUUUUUAACUGAAAGUAUUACGAGAAUGAGGGUGGAAUACUUAGAACCAAAGUUAUGCUUAAUAAAAUCUACUACAUGCUUGGUGUA